UGCCCUCAAAAUUGGACUCCACACCAAUCUACUUGCUAUAAACUAUCCUCUAAUACCCUGGAAUGGAUCGCGGCAAAAUUUGCGUGCGAAGCACUCGGAUCUAAUCUCGCAAUGUUGGAUUCACCAGCUGAACAACAAGAAAUUGCUUGGGGGAGCAGGACAUGGAUUGGUUUGCACCGUGACUCCAGUAAUAACUCACACUGGCAAUGGAUUGAUGGUUCGUUAGCGAUUUACCUAAACUUUGAUUAUAACCAGCCAGACAACUGGAAAGGCACUGAAGAUUGCGUAGAAAUAUAUCCGUCAAGGAAAUGGAAUGACUUGAACUGUAAUACUCCUCGUCAUUAUUCUUGUGAAUUGUCG
Messenger RNA from Porites evermanni, 360 nucleotides. The record is from the annotation of a GenBank genome assembly. NCBI's taxonomy places the organism in Eukaryota, Metazoa, Cnidaria, Anthozoa, Scleractinia, Poritidae.